This is a messenger RNA of Histoplasma mississippiense, 1494 nucleotides long. RefSeq lists its product as hypothetical. NCBI's taxonomy places the organism in Eukaryota, Fungi, Ascomycota, Eurotiomycetes, Onygenales, Ajellomycetaceae. Gene Ontology annotation, molecular function: calcium-dependent cysteine-type endopeptidase activity. Bases 1 to 1494 code for a protein of 497 amino acids. The transcript is spliced from 4 exons. Gene Ontology annotation, biological process: proteolysis. The record is from RefSeq and is a predicted model, not a curated record.
AUGACCGUGUCUGAUCCGUUACGCAAUAGGGACUCGAAAGUUAUAAUUGACGAUCAACUCCCCUCCUCUAAAACUUCGAGGUUCCUUCAUGUCAUUGACAGGCAAAACCCGGCAUUGCUAUGGCCAGCACUGGCCGAAAAGGCAUAUUUAAAGGUUAGAGGAGGCUAUGAUUUCCCCGGAAGCAAUUCGGGGACAGACCUUUGGAUCCUCACCGGCUGGAUUCCGGAACAAAUAUUUCUGCACGACGAGGACGUCAUCUCGGAUCAGCUGUGGAAACGACUGUUCAAUGCAUUUAACCAUGGAGACGUAUUAAUCACUGUUGGCACAGGAUCAUUGGCUGAACAGGAAGAAGAGGAACUUGGCCUUGUGAGCUUGCAUGACUAUGCAAUUCUUGAUAUGAAGGAAGACAACAGCCGUCGCCAAUUCCUUGUCAAGAAUCCUUGGGCAGCUGGCUCCGUUUGGGAAGGGAUUGGACAAUCCCACCUUCCUGAUACUGAAGGUGCCAGUGAAUACAAACACGACCAGCACCAGAUCCAUCGCCCUCUAUCCCCAGGAACAUUCUGGACUGAUUGUGAUAAACUGCUUCAAAAUUUCGAAAAUCUAUAUUUAAAUUGGAACCCGACGCUCUUUCCUUAUCGGCAGGAUAUCCAUUUUACUUGGGAUCUUUCUUCUGCCAGUUCCGUUCCCGGCUGCUUCGCUGAAAAUCCACAGUUUGCGGUUGGUUCCAAAGCAGGAGGCUCCGUCUGGCUCUUGCUUAGUCGACAUUUCAAUUCUGGAGAUUACAUCAGACCUGGAAAGCAGCUUAUAGACGUGUCCUCUGAAAGUGAUGAACCCGGAUUUAUUAGCAUUUACGUUUUCAAAAAGGGAGGCCAAAGAGUCUGCGUGAGCGAUGGGGCCUUAGGUCGGGGUGCUUAUGUGGAUUCGCCUAACACACUAAUGAGAUUUGAGAUGCCUCCAAAUACUGUUUACACGGUUGUGGCUGCAGAGCAGUCCCUACGGAGGUCGAGCCAGAAUUUUUCUUUAUCCGGAUUCUCUAUAGCGCCUCUAUCUAUUUCACACGCCACUGAGCGAUAUGGGUAUGUUAAGAAGCUCCCUGCUGCAUGGACGACAACAACUGCUGGAGGCAACGCAGAUUCACCAAAAUACCCUGCAAAUCCACAAUUCAGGAUCGAUAUCUUAGAGGCAUGUGAUAUUGCUAUUAUCCUUGAGACUGCGAAUCCUGAGCUAGCCACGCACGUCAAGAUACCGUCUGCUCCACGUUUGCAACCGACCAGCUGGGCAACAUCAUCCGGCGAUGGGAGUUUUAGCAAUGCCGUCAGUGGAAUACGCAUAGAGGAAUUCGAUUUGCAGCCUGGCUUCGAACGUCAGGGGGGACUGUGGCUUGUCGUGGAACGGGUUGGAGGCCCUGGUGGUCAGGUGCAUGAUACGAUUGAGCUGGAGAUCUUGUCUGAGGAGAGGGUGACGAUUGGUCCAUGGGGAGUCGGUAAUGGCUGA